AUGUCUAUUGCUCUUCUCAACCUUAACCGCCAAUUACUCUCACGAGCAUUGAGCCGUGCUGGUCCAUUGGCAAUAGCUCAACAAAAAGCUACUUCAAGUACGGUGACACCAGAUGUAGCAAAUUAUCGAGCCAAAGCUGCCGAUUGGGUCGCACAAAAUGAAAAUCAAUUUAAACGACCUGUAUCACCUCAUAUACAAAUCUAUCGAUUUCCUUUUCAAGUAUGGUCAUCUGGUUUUCAUCGUUUCACAGGUGUUGUGUUAAAUAUAAUGCUUUAUACUGCUGGUCCACUUGCAAUUUUGGCUACUGGUCAUAGUGCUGAAAUUUUAAAUUAUAUCUAUGCAAUGGAUAUACCAAGUUGGUUUAUUAUUUCAGUUAAACUAUUGAUGGCAUGGCCUAUUUCAUAUCAUGCAUUAAAUGGUAUUCGUCAUUUGGCCUGGGAUAUGGGCAAAGGAUUUGAAGGGUAUAACAAGACGAGUGCUAUUAUUUUUCUUUUAUCAUUUAUUUCUGCAAUUGGUAUAACUCAACUAUAA
Messenger RNA from Rotaria sp. Silwood1, 531 nucleotides. Lineage: Eukaryota; Metazoa; Rotifera; Eurotatoria; Philodinida; Philodinidae. The record is from the annotation of a GenBank genome assembly.